Gigantopelta aegis is the source of this 4411-nucleotide messenger RNA. RefSeq names its product probable phospholipid-transporting ATPase IA. NCBI's taxonomy places the organism in Eukaryota, Metazoa, Mollusca, Gastropoda, Neomphalida, Peltospiridae. Gene Ontology annotation, biological process: phospholipid translocation. The record is from RefSeq and is a predicted model, not a curated record. Gene Ontology annotation, molecular function: ATPase-coupled intramembrane lipid carrier activity; magnesium ion binding; ATP binding. The transcript has 40 exons. Gene Ontology annotation, cellular component: plasma membrane. Bases 363 to 3830 code for a protein of 1155 amino acids.
UGUACUGAUGUUGUCAAACAUGUCAGUAAAAUAUAUACUAUAAACAUGCAGUUGUCCCAUAUUAAAUAGCUUUUUUUUUGACUCCACAGUCAGUGCUUAUGGAAGACUGUCGUCAUGGUAAUUGGUUAGUUCAAAACUCCCGUUGCUCAUUGUCUGAUAGGUUGUUCUUUUCAUCACUGAGUUUCUCUCCUGUGUUAUUUGGCUCUGUGUCCCCCGGGGCUGCUGCUUCCAGAUCUUGCAGCUACUAUAAUUACCACGGACUUGUUUGACACUGUUUCAUUCCACGCUGUAUCAUUUCACUAUAUGUAUGUAUAUAAAUACAUAUUACUAACAGGAUCUAUGUGCUUUAGUUGUGUGGAGCCAUGGCGUGGUUUGCACUGCCCGUGCGUAAAGAUUACCACCACAUGAAUGAAAUGCCAGCAUCCGAAACAACAGAGGUAGUUGAACCACACCAGCAGAGAAUUAUCCACCUGAAUAUCCCACAGCAGACCAAGUUUUGUUCUAAUAAAAUCAGUACUGCAAAGUAUAACUUUCUGACAUUUUUACCAAAGUUCCUCUUUGAGCAGUUUCGCAAAUAUGCCAAUAUUUUCUUCUUGUUUAUUGCCCUUAUACAGCAAAUUCCCAAUGUAUCUCCGACUGGUCGCUACACUACAGCCGUUCCACUGCUGCUCAUUCUGAUGGUCUCUGCUGCUAAAGAAAUCAUUGAAGACUUUAAGAGACACAGAGCUGAUGAUGCAGUGAACAACAGAAAAGUUCAAGUUCAUCGUAAUGGAGGCUGGUUGACUGUCAAAUGGACACAGGUCGUUGUUGGUGACAUUGUCAAGGUCGUCAGCAAUGGAUUCUUUCCUGCUGAUCUCAUACUGCUUUCAUCCAGUGAGCCCCAAGCAAUGUGUUAUGUAGAAACCUCAAAUCUGGAUGGAGAAACCAACCUUAAACUCCGACAGGGCAUUCCCAGAACAGCCACACUGCUCACAACAGAUGAUCUUAACAAUUUUCUUGGCACCAUUGAAUGUGAGCUGCCCAACAAACAUCUGUACGACUUUGUCGGAAACUACAGGCCACGGGACAAGAUGGCUGUUCCUUUUGGACCAGAUCAGCUGCUACUAAGAGGAGCCAUUCUUAAAAAUACAAAUUGGAUAUUUGGUGUGGUGGUUUACACCGGACAUCAGACAAAGCUGAUGCUGAACUCCACAACGACGCCACUCAAACGAUCCAACGUGGAUAAAAUGACAAAUACACAGAUUCUCCUCUUGUUUGUCAUUCUCGUGGUGCUGUCACUGAUAAGCACGGUCGCCAACACGAUCUGGGUGAACCGACACAAGCCGAAUGCCUGGUAUCUUUUCUUCACAGAACAGCCACCAUCCAACUUUGGCUACAACCUUCUGACAUUCAUCAUCUUGUACAACAACCUCAUUCCAAUCAGUUUGCAAGUGACCUUAGAGGUUGUCAAGUUCAUUCAGGCCAUUUUCAUCAACUGGGAUAUUGACAUGUACCACAGUGAAACCGACACAUGUGCAAUGGCCAGAACCUCUAACCUUAAUGAAGAAUUGGGCCAAGUGAAAUACAUCUUUUCUGAUAAAACUGGGACCUUAACUAAAAAUGUUAUGGUAUUCAAAAGGUGCACAGUUGGUGGUAUAAGUUAUGGGAACGAUGAUGAAAGUGAAGAUUCAUUUCAUGAUCCAUCUUUUUUGGGUAACCUCAAGUCAAAUCACGUGACAGCAUCAGUGAUUCGAGAGUAUCUCGUGUUAUUGGCAAUCUGCCAUACAGUGGUUCCUGAAAGACAUCCAGAGUUGAAUCUGAUUACAUAUCAAGCAUCAUCACCAGAUGAAGCUGCAUUAGUAGAAGCUGCUAAAAAGAUGGGAUUUGUUUUUACAACGAGAACUCCGGAAACUGUUACUAUUGAGGUGUUUGGAAUACCUGAAACUUAUGAAAUUCUGAAUGUCCUUGAAUUUACAAGUGACAGAAAACGGAUGUCUGUUGUUGUUCGAACUCCUGAAGGAAAGAUUAAGCUGUAUACAAAAGGAGCUGACACUGUGAUCUACGAGAGACUGCACGAGACACAGCUGUACAAAGACAUCACACUACAGCAUCUCGAGGAGUUCGCUACAACUGGUCUUCGUACUCUGUGUAUUGCUGUGGCGGACAUUUCCGAAGAGUUUUACGAGGAGUGGCGCCACACGUACUACAAGGCCAGCACGUCCAUACAGAACCGAGACAAGAAACUGGAGGAGGCAGCUGAACUCAUCGAACAGAACUUGAAGCUUCUUGGUGCCACAGCAAUCGAAGACAAACUUCAAGAUGGAGUUCCAGAAACGAUAGACACCCUGGCUAAGGCUUCCAUCAAGAUCUGGGUAUUGACUGGUGAUAAGCAAGAAACUGCCAUCAAUAUUGGUUUUUCAUGUAAACUGCUUACACAGAACUUGGACUUGGUUAUCAUUAACGAACACUGUCUUGAUUCAACUCGCGAUGCUUUGAUCAAGAAGAAACAAGAGUUUGGUGAUGCCAUUGGGAAGGAGAAUGAUGUCGGACUCGUUAUUGAUGGCAAGACUUUGAAGUAUGCUUUGUCAUGUGAUUGUCGGCAGGACUUUCUUGAUAUUGCUAUUUCGUGUAAAGCUGUCAUUUGCUGCAGAGUUUCCCCCAUUCAGAAGGCAGAGCUGGUGGAGUUAGUAAAGGUGUCACAGAAAACCAUAACGCUGGCAAUAGGGGACGGUGCUAACGACGUCGGUAUGAUCCAGGCUGCUCAUGUUGGCAUCGGCAUCAGUGGUCUGGAAGGUCUGCAGGCUGCCUGUGCAUCCGACUACGCGAUCGCACAGUUCCGCUUCCUUAAAAAACUUCUCUUGGUGCAUGGGGCGUGGAGUUACAGUCGACUGUGUAAACUCAUUCUGUAUUCCUUCUACAAGAACAUCUGUCUGUACGUUAUUGAGUUUUGGUUUCAAAUAGCCAACGGCUUCUCAGGACAGAUUCUGUUUGAGCGCUGGAGUAUUGGUUUAUAUAAUGUGAUAUUCACUGCUGCACCACCCCUGGCUAUGGGACUUUUUGACCGAUUCUGUACAGCCGAAACCAUGAUGAAAAAUCCAAAUCUUUAUAAAGACUCUCAAAAAGGCAAAUUUUUUAAUGUCAGGGUUUUUUGGUUCUGGAUAGGAAAUUCAAUAUUUCAUUCCAUACUUCUGUUCUGGUUACCUCUGUUGUCAUUGCAGAAUGAUGUUGCUUUUUCUAAUGGCAAAGUGGGUGAUUAUUUAUUCUUAGGAAAUUUUGUUUACACUUAUGUUGUUGUCACUGUGUGUCUCAAAGCUGGUUUGGAAACAAGUGCUUGGACAUUGCUCACACAUCUAGCUAUCUGGGGAAGUAUUCUCUGCUGGUUUCUCUUCCUUAUAAUCUACAGUCACGUUUUCCCCACCAUAGAUCUAGCUCCAGAGAUGUUGGGCAUGGACAUACACGUGUAUGGCUGUUCUCUGUUCUGGCUCGGUCUCAUCAUCAUUCCAAUGGCGUCGCUCUUCAGAGACUUCACAUGGAAAGUGAUUAGGCGAACCUACUUCAAGACGCCACGGCAGUACAUACAAGAGUUAGAACUUUCUAACAAAGACCCUGUUCUACAUGGAACAUCUCCAAAGAGAAGAAGUUACCGACCUAUCAGUGAGCGGGCCCGACUUCUUAGUGCACAGUUUCUGGGUCGAGCAACAGGUCGAAUUCCUUCAGCAACACCUCAACCACCGCCAUCACCGUCACCUUCACAUGGAUAUGCCUUCUCUCAGGAAGAGCAUGGAGUGGUCGGACAGUCUGAAGUGAUCCGAGCAUAUGACACAACAAAGGAAAAACCUGAAGGCUUGUAGCUUACAGGAUAAGGAUAAAGACUUGUAGCUUAUCAUCAAGAAUAUGCUUGGAGGCUUGUAGCUUACAAAGGAUAAUCAUAAAAACUUGUUUAUCCUUGAGGCUUUUAGAUUUGCUUCCUAAGUCUGAAAGCUUGUAGCUUACACAAAGGAUAAGCAUAAAUGUGUGUUGCUUACCAUUGCAGAUAAGCCUCAAGGCUCGUCUCUUCAACACAAGAUCUCAUCCUAAGAUAUAACAUUACAUUUUGUUUAUUUCUGUCAUAUAUGGGUGCUUUUCUUAUUAAUAUUCAUAAAUGAAUGUUGACGCUCGUGCUCAUGUUGUUGGUAUCAAUGGAAUUGGAAUUGUGAGGUGAUAGUUGAUGUAAAUGUUGCGUAAAUUACUGUUUAGAAUUACUCUUUUCUCUCAAAGUUGUUUACAAACAUUCUCAGUGAACUCUUUGUUUGUCCUAUUAAUACGCACGCACUAUUUUCAGUUUGAAGUGUGCUUAAAGUAAUUUGUUUUAUUUUGAAAUAUUUUAUUGAUAAUAAAAUUCACAAAAAGAUUCACUCAACAGGCACAGCCUAUACACGAGCUCUCCUUGAUG